AUGCCCGCCGACGAUGUAGAAGCCGAGGACAUACAAGGCUCCGCUACCGGCUCUGAGGAUAAGCAGGCUGGCUCCAAAAAGCGAAAGCUCUCCAGUAGGGAGGAUAACCAUGAAAAUGAAGGUCCAGCUUGCCAGAACUGUCGAAAGAAAAAGUCAGCAUGCUCGAGAACUCAGCCGUGCUCCGCGUGUUUGAGAUACAAUGUCGAGUGCGUUUACUACGAUGGAAGAGCUAAAACGGGUGUUCGCACCGGGGCCAUUGAGAGCCUUAACCAAAGGGUCGCGUCGCUGGAGCAAAUGUUCCUCGGCCAAAGCAUUUUAUGGAAUCAAUUGUUUGGAGAUCUGAAUUCCUCUACGAACGGUAGCGUCGAGAACACAAACACGGAAGGUUAUACACAAGACAACCUGGAGCAAUCCAUCACCCAAUUGCGGAAUCGGCUGGCUUCCACUGUGGCGAGCAAGCAGCAGUCCGCGGCUCAGAGUUUAGGCGGACCAUCACGAGUGCCGGUAUCCCUCAACAGCAGUCUACUUGGGACUGCUGGCGAAGCUCGCUUGCCACCGGACGAACUAAUGGACGCGCUCAUCGAAAUUUACUUUGAACAGGUGCAUCAGUGGAUACCAAUGCUCCACGUCCGACAUUUUCGCCAGCGGCUGUCGAUGCCAAAUGGACGUGAAAGCGCUUCCACUAUUUUCUAUGCCAUUACGUCGCUAUGUGCUCGCUUUUCCGAUGAUCCACGCCUCGGUCAUGGCCCUCAAAAGACGGCUUACGCUCGGGCAUGCCGGCAAGUGGUAAUCCUUCGCAGCAUGGAGUCUUUCUCGGUAGAGAACUUACAGGCGCUUACUAUCUGUGCCUUUGACUUGAUCGGUGGUGGGCGAGGUCCUUCCGCUUGGUCAAUUGUUGGUAGUAUGACUCGAACAGUUGAGCAACUUCAACUUAGCGUGGAAGAAGAGGAUCAAGAAAAGCCCCUCGUCAAGGCAUUAAUCAGGCGCAUGAACUUUCUACCACGAUGCCAUAGCUGGAGCGAGACUGAAGAGCGCCGGCGCGUUUUCUGGAAUAUCUUCAUAAUGGAUCGCUUCUGCAGCAUCGCUACCGGAUGGAACUUCUCGCUCACCAGUGCUGAUGUCAAACGGCGACUGCCUUGCGAGGGCUGCCUGUGGGAACGCGGCCAACCUCUCGACGUACCCACGCCCUAUUUUGGCAUCGCAGACCUGACGUCGCGGGCGAAUCCAGCCGUCCCAACCGCCCGACCUGAUGGUGAAGACCAGGACCUCUUGGGUGGUUUCGCCUUCUGCAUUGAAGCAACCGAGAGCUUGAGUUUGGUCACUUCAUUCUUUCUUCAGCAUGACCUAGACUUUAGCGAUCCUCACCAGUUUCAACUGUGGUUGGUCCGCUUCAAACAGCUUGACUUGCGAUUGAUCAGAUGGAAAAUCUUCCUGCCCAAGCCUUGGCGGGAAGCGUGUGUUCUCAAUGCGGAUGGCAAUAUGGACCCCAACCUCACUCUAGCGCACAUGACACAUAAUACAGCUGUGAUUCUUCUCCAUCAAGUUAUUGCGUUCCCUUUGCCCGAGUGGCAGAAUCAGCGGCUACGUUUGCCGUCUCUCUCAAGCGCAGAAACCUGUUUCGCGGCAGCAACCGAAGUGGGCAUAAUUGCAGAAGCAUAUCUGCAACGUUCUGCCUCUUUAACCAAUCCUCAAUUUGCAUUCUGUUUGUUUAUUUGCGGGAGGUUGCUCCUGGCCUAUUCCUCUUACUACAGCCAGCCUUUGUCUCCAUCAUUCAACUCUCUGGUAUCUAGUCUUUAUAACAUCUCCACCCGCUGGAACGGACCGUUCGCCGAUGAUGCCAAUGGGGAGACGCACAACCUGGCGUCCAAGUUCGCCACACGGCUCACGCAGGCACGGCAACGCGAUCAACACAUCCUAGAUAUACGGGAGCCGGUAUAUUCAGAUGACCAGUACAUUGACAAGUCAACAGUCAACAGUGCUGGGCGUUCAGGCUCGACCUCGGGCUCAUUCACCCACGGCGUUGAUGCUACGGCUGUCGGUGUGCCCACUCCCUCGCUCAGUGACCUCCACGGGGCAUCACCAGACAGCAUCUCAAUGGCAUUUCCACCUUUACCACUAAGUCUGCAGGGCCAAAUAUCCUACACAAAUCACUCAAAGGCCAUGCCGAUUGAGUCUCCUCGAGCUGGUGUUGCAAUGCAAGGCGCACAGGCCACUGAUCCUAUAUUGGCUGAUAUUCAUUCUUAUGAUGGUGCCGAUGGCUUUCUCGAUCCAUCUUUCCCACCCGAUCAGAGAGUGAGCGUUUUCUCAUAUUCGAAUAACAUGUAA
Molecule: messenger RNA, 2325 nt
Organism: Trichoderma virens Gv29-8
Lineage: Eukaryota; Fungi; Ascomycota; Sordariomycetes; Hypocreales; Hypocreaceae
Exons: 6
Coding region: 1-2325 (774 amino acids)
Biological process (GO): regulation of DNA-templated transcription; DNA-templated transcription
Cellular component (GO): nucleus
Molecular function (GO): DNA-binding transcription factor activity, RNA polymerase II-specific; DNA binding; zinc ion binding
Source: RefSeq, a predicted model, not a curated record